AUGAAGAAGGUUCAAUUCUGUGAGAAAACAGGCUUAAAGAGAGGAAAAUGGAGUCUUGAAGAAGAUCAUCAGCUCGUAACUUACAUAAAAAACCAUGGAAUUUGGAAUUGGAAAGAAAUGGUAAAACCAGCUGGUUUAUCUCGAACAGGAAAGAGUUGUAGGCUACGUUGGAUGAAUUAUUUAAAGCCAAAUUUGAAACACGGAAAUUUUACUAAGGAAGAAGAUGAUAUCAUCAUACAAAUGUAUGCAACCAUGGGAAGCAAAUGGUCGAGAAUUGCAGCAAAACUUUCGGGGAGAUCUGACAACGAUGUCAAGAAUCAUUGGCAUACAAACUUGAGAAAACAUAAUAAACGUCGCAAUAUAAUUAAAAGUGAUUGUCAUAUUGUAAAGAACUUUAGCAUUACAAUGGGGAACAAUGAGCCUUAUAAUAUUAUUACUCAUGAGACAAAUUUUAUCAGCUCGGUUGAACCACCACUGUCGGUUGAAGACUAUGUGAUUGAAGAAUCCUUGAAUAUGGAGAUUGAACAUACCCCAUCAUCAUCAUCUCAUAAUUCAUCUGAUCAGAUAUAUUAUUUUAGCAGUCCUUCAUCAAUUACAAGGUAUCAAUAUGAAGAAGAAAUGGUCCAUGGCUCUUGUAAGGCAAUUCAAGAUGAAAAUAGAUAUUGGGAUAUGCUUCUGAAGAUGAUUUCAGAAAACCAGUUUCCACAAUUUGAUGAUCCAUUACAAGAAAUUAUGCAUGUAGUAUAG
Messenger RNA from Impatiens glandulifera, 747 nucleotides. Its product is annotated as myb-related protein 340-like. NCBI's taxonomy places the organism in Eukaryota, Viridiplantae, Streptophyta, Magnoliopsida, Ericales, Balsaminaceae. The transcript is spliced from 3 exons. The record is from RefSeq and is a predicted model, not a curated record. The coding region runs from base 1 to 747 and encodes 248 amino acids.